Zychaea mexicana is the source of this 774-nucleotide messenger RNA. RefSeq names its product ligand-effect modulator 3 family. The transcript has 2 exons. Bases 1 to 774 code for a protein of 257 amino acids. NCBI's taxonomy places the organism in Eukaryota, Fungi, Mucoromycota, Mucoromycetes, Mucorales, Lichtheimiaceae. The record is from RefSeq and is a predicted model, not a curated record. Gene Ontology annotation, cellular component: Golgi apparatus; endoplasmic reticulum; plasma membrane.
AUGAUCAAUUACUCUUACUGCGGGCAGUAUGAAAAUCCAGUCUAUCUAGCGCCAAAUUUGUACAGUUACUUGAUGUCGAAAGAGUUUGACGCCAGCAGUAUCGAAGCACCUGCAUACCAUUAUGAAAAUGCAUCUGAGUUCAUGGAUCCGGAUUGGUCGAACCCAAACAACCUGACGAUCCCACAAUGCGUAUUGGACUUCACGAUCCCUUCUACCAUGAAGGGUCCCGUGUACAUGUAUUAUCGUCUUACCAACUUUUAUCAAAACCAUCGGCUUUAUAUCAAGAACUAUGAUCCUUUCCAAUUGCUCGGUAAUCGCGUAUCGUCAGGAACAUUGGAGACUAAUUGUGGACCGCUGGCGAGUCGGGAUGGUGGCGUUAUUUAUCCUUGUGGAUUAGUGGCCAAUUCCAUGUUUAAUGACACGGCAUCCAACUUAACAUCAGUGACCACCGGAGGAAAUUACACGUUCACAAGAAAGGGCAUUGCAUGGCCUGAAGACUUUCAAAAAUAUGGUACCAAUACCGACUAUGCUGACUCGGAAUUGGUUCCUCCACCCAACUGGGCUUCGCGGUAUCCAAAUGGGCAAUAUGAUGCAGACCAUCCACCACCGAACCUGCACGAUAUGGAACGGCUGAUGGUAUGGAUGCAUAUGGCGGCUUUGCCUGAUUUCCGCAAGAUCUGGGCGAGAAAUGACAAUGACGACCUUCCUGCAGGUCGAUGGCGUGUUCAUAUCGAUUUGAGUAAGUGUAACAUAAAUGUGUAUACUUCCUUUUAA